Molecule: messenger RNA, 1042 nt
Organism: Eurypyga helias (sunbittern)
Lineage: Eukaryota; Metazoa; Chordata; Aves; Eurypygiformes; Eurypygidae
Product: ribose-phosphate pyrophosphokinase 2
Exons: 7
Coding region: 77-853 (258 amino acids)
Biological process (GO): purine nucleotide biosynthetic process; ribonucleoside monophosphate biosynthetic process; 5-phosphoribose 1-diphosphate biosynthetic process
Cellular component (GO): cytoplasm; ribose phosphate diphosphokinase complex
Molecular function (GO): ribose phosphate diphosphokinase activity; magnesium ion binding
Source: RefSeq, a predicted model, not a curated record
AGAGAUUGGUGAAAGUGUGAGAGGAGAAGAUGUUUACAUCAUCCAGAGUGGCUGUGGAGAAAUAAAUGACAAUUUAAUGGAACUGCUCAUCAUGAUCAAUGCUUGCAAGAUUGCAUCGUCCUCCAGAGUGACUGCUGUAAUUCCAUGUUUUCCAUAUGCCAGGCAAGAUAAGAAAGACAAGAAGGGGUCCGUGGAGCGUUGGAGCCGUGCUCCAAUCUCUGCAAAACUUGUUGCCAACAUGCUGUCAGUUGCUGGGGCUGACCACAUCAUCACCAUGGACUUGCAUGCUUCUCAGAUCCAGGGUUUCUUUGACAUUCCAGUAGAUAACCUGUAUGCAGAACCCGCAGUGCUGCAAUGGAUUAAAGAGAACAUUAUGGAGUGGAGAAACUGUAUCAUAGUCUCACCUGAUGCAGGUGGUGCAAAAAGGGUUACUUCAAUUGCUGACAGACUGAAUGUGGAAUUUGCUCUCAUUCAUAAGGAAAGAAAGAAGGCAAAUGAAGUGGACAGAAUGGUCUUGGUUGGUGAUGUGAAGGACAGAGUAGCGAUUCUUGUUGAUGACAUGGCUGACACAUGUGGCACGAUAUGUCAUGCAGCAGACAAGUUAGUAUCUGCUGGAGCUACUAAAGUUUAUGCCAUUCUUACUCAUGGCAUAUUUUCUGGUCCUGCUAUUUCUCGGAUUAAUAAUGCAUCGUUUGAGGCUGUUGUGGUAACUAACACAAUCCCCCAGGAAGAGAAAAUGAAACAUUGUCCAAAAAUUCAGUUUAUUGACAUUUCCAUGAUCCUGGCUGAGGCAAUUCGAAGAACACACAAUGGUGAAUCUGUGUCCUACCUGUUCAGUCAUGUCCCCUUGUAACUGCAGGAGCUUACACUGCAUCUUUGCCAAGGCCCUUCAUCUAGCGCUGUUGUUUUCAACAAUGCAUCUCAACCACUAGAAAUUACUAUAUUUGUACAAUUCCAGAGCUUCUGUGUUUAAUUAUUAUAUUUGCCUUGUAAUUACCAUUUGUUCUUUGUAAAUGUGCAAUAAAUCUCCAUCUUGCAGAAA